ACUCGUUUGCUUAUUAUCGUUGAUUAUUAUACUCUUUGUGACUAUGAUAGUUGGUUACUUUUAUUAUUUUGCAGAGGUGGCCAGCAAGAAAAGACUUGUCUAAGAAACGCAAGUAUGAAGAACACAGAGGAUUCAAAUUACAAUGGGAAGAAGAGUUCUUUUUCAUAGAACGAAACUAAUUAAAACUAACUAAUUUAACUAACUAAAAAAAAUUGUUCUUAAAAUUGUGAAUUACAUACGUUCAGGUUCAAAAAUACAUCGCCAAUUUACUUUGUUGAAAGUUUAGAGGAUGAUAUUCCAAAUGAUAUUCCGUGGUAUUGUUUAGUUCAAUGAUUAUCGGUAAAUAACGUUUUAAUAAAAUUUUUCGAUUUAUUAGAACCCAUUAAAACAUUUUUAAAAGAAAAAGAUAAAAAUUUUCCACAACUUUCAGACCCACAAUGGUUAAGAGAUAUGUCAUUUUGUACUGACGUUGUGCAUCACUUAGCCACAUUAAAUAUGUCUCUUCAAGGUAAAAAUAAAUUUAAAAAUAACCUAGUACAAGACAUUUUUAGUUUCCAAAAUAAGCUUAAACUUUUUCAAAGAGACUUAAGAACAAAUAAUUUAAACCAUUUUCCGUAUUUAAAAAAAAUUGAGGAUUAUUUAGUUGGAAUAGCAACAAAAUUGAAUUGUGAAGAUUAUGUACAAAAAUUAGAGUGUUUACCAACUCACUUUGAAGAUCGAUUUAAAAACUUGAAAUUACUUAAACCUUCGAUUGCAUUUCUAGAAAAUCCCUUUGUAAUUAACGUUAUUGAAAAUGGAUGUCCAAUAUUAAAAUCAAUUUCAAUGGAUACGGCAACUUUAGAAAUUGAACUCUUGGAAUUAUUGGAAGAUGAAGGACUGAAGCAGUUUAAAUACAGUUGUCAUUCUUUGUUGGAAUUUUGGAAACAUGUGCCUGUUAUUAAAUAUCCAAAAAUUACUCUUUGCGCUCAAAAGUUAAUAUCGAUUUUUGGAACAAUAUAUUCUUGCGAGUCUUUAUACUCAACCAUGAAAAUGAUUAAAUCUAAACAUCGAUCAACAUUAACGGAUGAUCAUUUAACUGAAUUGUUAAGGACUGCGUUAACAACAUAAAGUCCUGAUUUUAAAAAGCUUACAAGCAAAAUAAACAAGCAACAAAUAAGAAAAUAGUCAAUUAAGAAAAAUUAUAUCAAGAAUACUUUAUUUUUACA
Molecule: messenger RNA, 1205 nt
Organism: Sipha flava (yellow sugarcane aphid)
Lineage: Eukaryota; Metazoa; Arthropoda; Insecta; Hemiptera; Aphididae
Product: general transcription factor II-I repeat domain-containing protein 2-like
Exons: 1
Coding region: 451-1107 (218 amino acids)
Molecular function (GO): protein dimerization activity
Source: RefSeq, a predicted model, not a curated record